Suillus paluster is the source of this 678-nucleotide messenger RNA. RefSeq names its product thioredoxin-like protein. The transcript is spliced from 6 exons. NCBI's taxonomy places the organism in Eukaryota, Fungi, Basidiomycota, Agaricomycetes, Boletales, Suillaceae. The coding region runs from base 1 to 678 and encodes 225 amino acids. Gene Ontology annotation, cellular component: cytoplasm. The record is from RefSeq and is a predicted model, not a curated record.
AUGACCAGAAUACAAUCAAAAUUAGACUCUCUAGCAUCGCGUCUCGUAGAAUCCAAUGAUACCCGAGAAGAUGACGAACAGGAAGACGACGAUGCUAUCUUUGCAGAACUUGAAGCAGAGAUAGAGAACGACUGUGAUGCAGCAGUGCGAGAUCGGGGCCUAGAGCAGCUCAGGCUCAGCAUGCAAAGAGCCAAAGAGAUGCGAGAAAACGCCCAUGGAACAUACAUGGAGAUCACGAACGAGAAAGAGGCCAUCCGGAUAAGUGCGAGUGAAUCACAUUGUGUGAUUCAUUUUUACCAUAGUAAUUUCAAGAGAUGCGAGAUCAUGGACAAGCACCUCGCAAAACUCGCGCCGAAAUACUAUGCCACGCGUUUUAUUCGUGUCUUCGUAGAGAAUAUGCCAUGGCUAGUCGAAAAGCUUGCCAUCAAAGUCCUUCCAUGCCUGAUGUGCUUCGUCGAUGGGAUCUCAAAAGACCGUCUUAUUGGGUUUGAAGAACUCGGAAACAAUGAUGUGUUUGAAACUGCAGUACUCGAGCUGAGGCUAGCCAACAGCGGUGUUCUUCAAAAGGCACGAAAUGCUCUUGAAUCCGGUAUCACAUACAACGUCUCAUCGUCCUCAAACACAAGAAAAUUACGAAGAGGUGGACAAGAUCAGGAUGAUGACGAGUUUGAUUUAUGA